AUGAGCGAGAACGGCGGCAAUUUGGGAAGCAUCGACCCAUCUUUCCAGAAGAUCAUCAAGACACAGAGCCCGGAGGGCCAAUUUGAGGACGAGGUUGCUGCGGCAGCCGCGGCUAUUGCGGUGAACAGUGGUCGGGGCGGGCCAGGCGGCGUGGCAGGCGGCUCCAACGGGGGUUCUUCGUCGUACAACGGGCAGUUUGCCGGUUCUGACGGCAAGGUGGACGCCAAUAGUGGCUUACCUGCUCCUCCGAACGCUGUUGCUCCAAACUCGCGCACGGGGACUCCAGACGCUGGUCCAGGGCUCCAGGGCAAGGACGGCUCGAUCUUCCACCACGGCAAGCCGCUCAACACCACAAAGCGCGCGGCUCAGAACAGAGCUGCACAGAAGGCCUUCAGACAGAGAAGAAAAGACCAUAUCGAGGAGCUGGAAAAAAAACUCACCGCGCACAGAGACUGCGAGAAGACCAUCGAGAGUCUGAACCAGGAGAUCUCGCGGCUCCGGGACUACAUCAUGCAGCUCCAGGGCAAGUUGAUCAGCACGGGCGACACCAGUGUGACCAACCCUCCGUUGGGACUGUUUGGCAACGGUGCCUCGUCAAGCACCUGA
This is a messenger RNA of Ogataea philodendri, 606 nucleotides long. RefSeq lists its product as uncharacterized. Lineage: Eukaryota; Fungi; Ascomycota; Pichiomycetes; Pichiales; Pichiaceae. The transcript has a single exon. Gene Ontology annotation, molecular function: DNA-binding transcription activator activity, RNA polymerase II-specific; transcription cis-regulatory region binding. Bases 1 to 606 code for a protein of 201 amino acids. The record is from RefSeq and is a predicted model, not a curated record. Gene Ontology annotation, cellular component: RNA polymerase II transcription regulator complex.